CAUGCGUUUAGGAUCUCUAUGUUAAUCUUGACGGAUAAGUGCAUGCGCAUUGCCAAAAAUGUUGUAUUAUUGUAGAAGACUGACGCAGGUGCUUGGAAGAAAAAAAAAGUGGAUUACCGCAUGCGCAUUGCAAUGAGUAGACGGCGCUAUGCGCAUGCGUUGUUCCUUGUGUGCUUGUGAAUGCGCUUUGGAGAUACGUAUAGAGCGGGUGGGACCGAUCUAUACGUCAUUCAGUAUGAAAUAAGGAAAUGGCUGAUGGGAAGAGUGAGGAACGGAGUAUCCUGGUCAACCCCUAUAGCUUGUAUUGUAAGAAGUGUGAUGAGUUACAAGGCAAUAAAAUGUGGCGUGCGCUUUCAGCCCCCUGCCAUCAUCUUGGUAUACGAAGAGAAAAUGGAAGGAAAAUCCCGGCAGCGUAUCAUGCCCAUAAGGAACUUCUCCAGAUUUUCAGAUUGCAGCCGUGCAGCAGAACAGCUGAAAAACAACCCACGACACAAGCUAUACUUAGAGGAUGUAUCACUGAAGCAGCUAGAAAAACUUUAUCGAUUGUUAAGUGGACACCUAAAGGGGAAUAACCUAGAUGUCACCCUAGAAAGUAUUCGGAGGGAGGAAACUACUGACUCAGAGGAAGAUUUGAACAAGCUAGACGACAAGGAACUAGCCAAGAGGAAGAGACUGAUGGAUGAACUUUUUGAGAAAAAUAGAAAGACAAAGGAUGACCCACAGUUUGAGUACAACGUGGAGGUGGAUUUUUCACAUGAUGGGCCAGUGGAAACCUGUGGUUGGGAUGAUGAGUCUGAUAUUGGUUUUUAAUCUUAAGCCCCGGACACUGAUGUUAUACAUGAGUAUAACUACAUACCCAGAUUUGUAAUAGACACAACAAUUAUCCUGUAAAAAACAAAUAUGUUGUGCACAGUACUUAAGGCCAGUAUAGUUCUUUGAAGAAAAAAAACAAAUAUGGCUAAGGCUAUGGCAAUGCAAGUUCCUCUAGUCAAAAACAAUGAGCGUGAACUUCCAUGGAGUCCUGUUUGCGGCCAUAUAACAUGCAGUACAAAUGGAGAUGUAAAAAAAUGAAUUGCCAAAGUCUUGUUUCAGUGCUAAAUAUUGUUGAUUAUAAGUAGCUUAUGUAUUUUAUCUAAUGAAACAUACUUUUAAAAUUAACAAUGAAAAUGAGGCGCCUGAUCCAAACAACUUGCAAAGUUAUCAGGGUCAUGCAAAUUAAAGUUUCAUUAUUCUGAUAGAGCAUAUGGAAUUUUAAAUAGACUUUUGAAUUUACUUCUAUUAUCAAAUAUAUUUCAUUCUAUUGAUAUCCUUUGUUUGAAAAGCAUAUCUAGGUAGGCUCAAUAGCAGCAGUGCACUACUGGGAGCUAGCUGGUGAUUAGUGGCUACAUAGAUAUUUUGUUAGUUGUUUCACAGUUUGGACAAGACUGUUUUAAUGUCAUAACUUUGCAUUUUUUUGAAAAAAAAAUUUUAACAGUAAAUGAGGAACUAGAUCAGAGAUUAAAGUUCAUUAUCACAUAAUUCUUAUUUAAGGAAGUGAGGCCAAACUAAGCUUAAAUGUAAAGUGUACAAAAACUUGCAUAAUGUUCAUGUGUGCUUUGUAGAAAUCUUUAUAAAUCAAUAACAGAAGAGCAAAUAUUGAAACAUGUUCUAAGGCACAAUUAAUGUUUACUUAGGCAUCACUGCAGUAUUGUUCAAAUCAUUUUUAUAACAGGACAUGUCCUCUGUUGAAAAAGAAGAGAAAUUACAUGUGGUAAAGCUCAUGUACUCAUUGUAUGUAUAUAACCAAACAUAAAUAAUCAAAGUAGUGGAACUACAAAGGUUACAUUCAAAAAAUUAUGUUCAAGCAUAACAAUAAAAUAGUGCAGACUGCA
Messenger RNA from Bombina bombina (fire-bellied toad), 1871 nucleotides. It is a transcript of the gene CEP19, whose product is annotated as centrosomal protein 19. The record is from RefSeq and is a predicted model, not a curated record. Gene Ontology annotation, cellular component: ciliary basal body; spindle pole; centriole. Gene Ontology annotation, biological process: trans-Golgi to periciliary membrane compartment transport; microtubule anchoring at centrosome. NCBI's taxonomy places the organism in Eukaryota, Metazoa, Chordata, Amphibia, Anura, Bombinatoridae. The transcript has 3 exons. The coding region runs from base 181 to 810 and encodes 209 amino acids.